CUUAAACUUUAUAACUCUCGCUAACUGCCACCCUAUUUCCAUUACUUCCUUCAUCUCCUGUUUUUUAGCCAUUUCUUUCCCAUCAUUCACUCUCUUGUAUAGGUUGUCACAAAAAAUAAAAUAGAACUCUCUUAAGAUAGUAUUUUGAGAUCCAUUGAUUAUAGUUGUCUACUUUUCAAUACAUAUAUACAAUUCAUUAACUUAUUUUUUAAAUUAUCGAAAUCCAUUCAUCCCAAAGGAAACAAAGGAAGAUGGUCCGAGCAAGCAAUUUCAUAAUUACAUUCCUUAACUGUGUGACUCUGCUGGCUUCUCUGGUUUGUCUGGGGUUUUCAAUCUGGUUCGGUUUUAACAACAGCGCUACGCUUUGCGAGAAAGUGUUGCAGAAGCCAUUACUGUUACUAGGUUUGUGCCUACUUGCUGUUUCUGUUUUAGGUUUGGUUGGAUCGUCGUGCCGAGUUACGUUUAUCAUGUGGAUAUAUUUGUUCGUCUUGUUUUUGCUCAUUGUGGGGUUGCUUUGUUUCACUUUGUUUACGAUUUUGGUGACGAAUAAAAACGUGAGCAAAGCUUUAUCUGGGAAAGGUUAUAAGGAAAUGAAGACUGGAGAUUAUACUAAGUGGUUGCAGAAGUAUGUUGUGAAUGAAGAGAAUUGGAAGGAGAUUAAGAGUUGUUUGGUUGACACCAAAUUUUGUCAGCGUAUACCUACUGGCAAAGGGGAGAAAUUUUACAAAUAUAAUCUCUCGGCUACUCAGUCGAGUUGCUGCAAGCCACCCACUCACUGCGGCUUGGAGUUCCACAAUGCUACCUACUGGACCAUGCCCCAAACAGGGCCGGCUGUAGCGGACAAUGACUGCAAGACUUGGAGUAAUGUACAGAGCAAGCUCUGCUACAAUUGCCAAUCAUGUAAGAUGGCAUUCCUUGACCACAUCAAGAACGAUUGGAACAUAUUGUCCUUCGUCAACCUUGGCCUGCUCCUUUUUGUCCUCUUUGUUUACGGUGUUGGCUGCUGUGCGUUCAGGAACAACAAAGCAAAGGGACACCAUAAGAAAAAACAAUGCCCUGCAUGAGCCAUUUUGGCUCGUUAUAUUUCCAUGUUCUUAAUGAUUGUUUGUUCCAUAGGAAGCUUGGUUUGGAUAUUAUGAGACCUUCAUGUUGUAAAUUACUGUUCGUUACCGAAUUCACUUUUCGAUCUUAUGUUUUAGCUAUUUGUCUAUUUAUGCUUAUUUAUUAGUAUAUGGCAUUUUUAAUUUUAAACAUUAUUAAAGAAGUGAAUGCUCUUCCCUAGAAUCAGAUGAAACAAGGCACUAGGCACUAGAAUAGACUGAUUGAUCUUGAUAGAAUCGGACUCUAACAAAAGGAACAGCUCAGAGACAAUAUAAGCAAACCUUUCAGACCUUUCUCUAUUGUUAAA
Capsicum annuum is the source of this 1408-nucleotide messenger RNA. Its product is annotated as tetraspanin-8. The transcript has 2 exons. The coding region runs from base 252 to 1064 and encodes 270 amino acids. Gene Ontology annotation, biological process: auxin-activated signaling pathway. Gene Ontology annotation, cellular component: plasmodesma; plasma membrane. NCBI's taxonomy places the organism in Eukaryota, Viridiplantae, Streptophyta, Magnoliopsida, Solanales, Solanaceae. The record is from RefSeq and is a predicted model, not a curated record.